This is a messenger RNA of Cyprinodon tularosa, 1605 nucleotides long. RefSeq names its product UPF0600 protein C5orf51 homolog. The record is from RefSeq and is a predicted model, not a curated record. The coding region runs from base 15 to 848 and encodes 277 amino acids. The transcript has 6 exons. NCBI's taxonomy places the organism in Eukaryota, Metazoa, Chordata, Actinopteri, Cyprinodontiformes, Cyprinodontidae. Gene Ontology annotation, biological process: mitophagy.
CACUUCACGUAGUCAUGGCAGACGACUACAGGCGACAAGAUUUUGAGUUGGAAAGGAGAAUAUUUGAGCUGGACAACAAAUGUUCAUGUCUCCGAGCUGAAAACCAAGAUGAUGACUAUUUGCAGAAUGCAUCUGCUGUGCUAGAGAAAUUAAAAGGCUUCUACAGAGAAGGAGGAGAAAGCUUUAACAUUUCCAAGCUCCUGCAGGAUUACACAGAGGCGAUACUUGACAUCACUUUUUAUGAAGAGAAUCAACUGGUAGAUCAGGAAUUCCCUGAGGACUCCUCGCCGGUUAAGAUCCAGCAGCUGCUGCAAGACUUGACUGAGCCAGAAGUUUUAGUGGGCAGACUGACACCUGGACAGGAGGUGCAGUGUAUGUUGGGCACAGAGAUGUUGGAGUGCCUCUACUGGAGACGUGGAGCUCUGCUGUACAUGUACUGCCACACCCUUCAUCAGCGAAAGCAAUGGAUAAAGAAAAACAAGGACACAUUCAUAAAGUGUAUUCAGGAAGGCGUUCGAUAUUUGAUGCGAAUGCUACAAGUAAGAAACACAGUGAAGCUCAGCGAUGGGGUGGUUCUUCAUGAAGGCGCUACAGCAAGCAUUUUAUCUGAAGGCAUUUUUUCUGACAUUCACCUUCUGACAAUGAUGUACAUUGGAGAGAUGUGUUUCUGGGCUGUGAAGUAUGAGGACUGCAGCGGUGACUCCACAGAGCACAGAUUAGAUGGCCUUCAGUUUCGGGACAUCGGUACUCAGAUACUGAACAAAUACGUGCAUGCCUGCGAGGGCCCUUUGCAGGGGCAGGGCUGGAAUACGGAAAAUGCCAAGGAAAUCCUUAGUGUUUUACAGUGAAAUAAACUGCUCCUAUGUAAAAGUUACCACCAGGCACAGGUCAGUGUUCAGUUGUGUCAAACCUAAUAAAUAUGGAGCUCCAUGAAAGAGGUGUUGUGUUGUAGAAGGUAAAAGAGGGGAACAUGCAAGUUUAUUUGAAGAAGAGGUCUGGAUUUUCUUACACCCAAAGAAUUUGGGUGUGGAGGGGGCCAGGAGCAUGUGAAUGUGAGUUUAGAAAAUACUGCUGGAGGAAAAACGAAGGUGAUAAAGAGAAGAAGCUCAGCAAUUGUUUCUUUUCUGCUGACUAAGCAGAACUCAUCCUGAAUAGUGCUUGGAGCAGUUGUUUUGCUCUAAAGAUGUUAUAAUUUUAUUAUUAAUAUUCAGAAGGUAUUAUUUAAAUAAAAUGACCAUCUCUAAUUUUAAAGGUUUGUUUCAGAUUUAAAGAUAAUCUGGCAGGAUAUGUAACAUUGCACGUAACAUAUUAUUUAUUGUUUUGUUGCAAUUUUUUGUGUUUAAGGUGUAGUUGUGGUUAAUAUGUGUGUAUAAAAUAUACACAUAAUAGAUAAAACAAGUUGUUUCAGAACCAAUGACCAAUUUUAUGUAUGUUUAGUUGUGUUCAUGCCAUUCUUCUGUUUUCCUAUAUAUAAUGAAAAUAAAUUUUCUUCCACUCCACUUGAAUAAUAUCGGCUGUGUAGCUAUUAAUACAGAGCCUGUUAUUUGAUGAAGAGAAAUCCGUUUUUUAUGUCUUUGUUGACAAUAAAGAUAUGAUUUGUUUUCA